Molecule: messenger RNA, 4150 nt
Organism: Manacus vitellinus (golden-collared manakin)
Lineage: Eukaryota; Metazoa; Chordata; Aves; Passeriformes; Pipridae
Gene: ATP2A3
Product: ATPase sarcoplasmic/endoplasmic reticulum Ca2+ transporting 3
Exons: 20
Coding region: 80-2392 (770 amino acids)
Biological process (GO): intracellular calcium ion homeostasis; calcium ion transmembrane transport
Cellular component (GO): membrane
Molecular function (GO): ATP hydrolysis activity; P-type calcium transporter activity; ATP binding
Source: RefSeq, a predicted model, not a curated record
GCUCCCUGCAGAAGAAGGAAAGUCCCUCUGGGAGUUGGUGCUGGAGCAGUUUGAAGAUCUCCUCGUCCGCAUCCUUUUGAUGGCAGCUUUUCUGUCCUUUAUCCUGGCCUGGUUUGAGGAAGGAGAGGAGACCACGACGGCGUUUGUGGAGCCCAUUGUCAUCAUUAUGAUCCUGAUUGCCAACGCCGUGGUGGGCGUGUGGCAGGAGAGGAACGCCGAGAGUGCCAUCGAGGCCUUGAAGGAGUACGAGCCCGAGAUGGGGAAGGUGAUCCGGGCUGACCGCAGUGGGGUGCAGCGGAUCCGCGCCCGGGACAUUGUCCCCGGGGACAUCGUGGAGGUGGCAGUUGGUGACAAGGUGCCAGCAGACAUCCGGGUCAUCGAGAUCCGUUCCACCACCCUGCGGGUCGACCAGUCCAUCCUCACAGGGGAGUCUGUGUCGGUGAUCAAACAUGCUGACCCCAUCCCUGACCCUCGGGCUGUCAACCAGGACAAGAAGAACAUGCUUUUCUCUGGCACCAACAUCGCAGCUGGGAAGGCCGUGGGGGUCGUCAUUGCAACGGGGGUGUACACCGAGAUCGGGAAGAUCCGAAACCAGAUGGUGGAGACCGAGCCCGAGAAGACGCCCUUGCAGCAGAAGCUGGACGAGUUCAGCCAGCAGCUCUCCAAGGUGAUCUUCCUGGUGUGCAUCGCCGUCUGGGUCAUCAACAUCAGCCACUUCAGCGACCCCGUCCACGGCGGCUCCUGGUUCCGGGGGGCCAUCUACUACUUCAAGAUUUCGGUGGCGCUGGCGGUGGCCGCCAUCCCCGAGGGCCUCCCGGCCGUCAUCACCACCUGCCUGGCGCUGGGCACGCGCCGCAUGGCCAAGAAAAACGCCAUCGUCCGGAGCCUGCCCUCGGUGGAGACCCUGGGCUGCACCUCCGUCAUCUGCUCCGACAAGACCGGCACCCUCACCACCAACCAGAUGUCCGUCUGCCGGAUGUUCAUCAUGGAGAAGGUGGAGGGCAACCAGUGCAGCCUGCACGAGUUCAGCAUCACCGGCUCCACCUACGCCCCUGAGGGACAGAUCCUGAAGGAUGAGCAGCCAGUGCAGUGUGGGCAGUACGACGGGCUGGUGGAGCUGGCCACCAUCUGUGCCCUCUGCAACGACUCCUCGCUGGACUACAAUGAGUCCAAAAAAGUCUAUGAGAAGGUGGGGGAAGCCACUGAAACAGCCUUGACGUGCCUGGUGGAGAAGAUGAACGUGUUCAACACGGACCUCAGCAAACUCUCCAAGGUGGAGAGAGCCAACGCCUGCAAUUCGGUGAUCAAGCAGCUGAUGAGGAAGGAGUGCACCCUCGAGUUCUCCCGUGACCGCAAGUCCAUGUCUGUGUACUGCACACCCACCAGCCCUGGCAACAACUCCACUGGCAGCAAGAUGUUUGUCAAGGGCGCCCCGGAAAGCAUUGGCAUCGCCAUGGGGUCGGGCACGGCCGUGGCCAAGUCGGCUGCUGAGAUGGUGCUCUCCGACGACAACUUCUCCACCAUCGUGUCGGCCGUCGAGGAGGGCAGAGCCAUCUACAACAACAUGAAGCAGUUCAUCCGCUAUCUCAUCUCCUCCAACGUCGGGGAGGUCGUUUGCAUCUUCCUGACAGCCAUCCUGGGCUUGCCCGAGGCCCUCAUCCCUGUGCAGCUGCUGUGGGUGAACCUGGUGACGGACGGGCUGCCGGCCACCGCGCUGGGCUUCAACCCCCCCGACCUGGACAUCAUGGAGAAGCAGCCCCGCAACCCCAAGGAGCCCCUCAUCAGUGGCUGGCUCUUCUUCCGCUACCUGGCCGUCGGAGUGUACGUGGGCCUGGCCACGGUGGGAGCAGCGACCUGGUGGUUCCUGUACGACGCCGAGGGACCACAGGUCUCCUUCCAUCAGCUGAGGAACUUCAUGAGGUGCACUGAGGACAACCCCAUCUUUGAAGGAAUCGACUGUGAGAUCUUCGAGUCCCGAUACCCAACCACGAUGGCUCUGUCCGUGCUGGUGACAAUCGAAAUGUGCAACGCUCUGAACAGUGUCUCUGAGAACCAGUCGCUGCUGCGGAUGCCACCGUGGCUCAACAUCUGGCUGCUGGGGGCCAUCAUCAUGUCCAUGGCUCUGCACUUCCUCAUCCUCUAUGUCAAGCCCAUGCCUCUCAUCUUCCAGGUGACCCCCCUGAGCUGGCCGCAGUGGGUGGUCGUGCUGAAGAUCUCCCUGCCCGUGAUCCUGCUGGAUGAAGGACUCAAGUACCUUUCCCGCAACCACCUGGACGGCAUUCUCAGGACAGUAAGACCCGAGUGGAGCGGGGAGCACCAGUUGAAAACCUGCAAGACUCCAGAGCAAGGGAGAAGAGGACAAGAAAUGAAUGACACAAAGGCAACACUCUGAACUGAAGGAUCCCUAACUUGUAACUCGGACUGAAGUCUUGCAUGUGUGACCAUCACUAGAAGCCAGCAGGACAUGCAUGUGUCCGACUAUCAGACAAAUGCGGGUGAAUCGUCGAAAAGAAAAAUACUGAUUUUUGUUUUGUUUCGUAGCUUUCUUUUUCCUGUACAUACGAGUGCAAUUACUGGACAGCUGGCGUUGGGUUUGGGGAUGGAGCUGUGUGGACCUGGGUCGUUGCAGCGCGGUUCCUUGGGGAUUUGUUCCUGCCAAAUUUGAGAUCCUCUUUCCAAUUUUCGCCCUCGCCGGGUGAGCUCAGGCAGGGCAUCCUCCACGAAGGGGGGCAGUCGGGGUUUUGGGCACAGAUGGGAGGCUGCAUCCCCCAAGGGGAUGGGGCGAACGAGGGCAGCUUCUGGGGCCAGAAAGGGCUUGGCAGUGGGUGAGGGCAGGGAGAGAGGUGAGGGGGUCGUGUGUUGGGGUCUCUGACCCUUGAUGAUUUCAUCACUGCUGCUCUACUGGCCACUCUGGUGGCCACAGCAUCUGGGAAUACCUUCAGAGUGUGCCCAACAGUGGUGUGGGUCUCACAGAUGUGUGUUUGUACAUUGAGAUCAGGUGCCUGUGGUGGAAGGCAAAGUUCUCCCUAUUUAUCGUGCUGUCCUGUUUGAUCCCUGCGUUGUGGAAAGCCCAGCACCUUCUCAGGCUCAUCCAACACCAAAGCAUGACGUAGCCUUGUCUGUCCUUCUCCAUCCCCCACCUUCUCACAUCCCAUCUGCACUAUAUGAACCACCCUCCUCCUCGUAGGGGCAGACAUGUAAAGCAAAGCAGACACCCACCUUUGCAUUCCUCAUGUCCACCACUCCCUCCUGGUCACACUUUCAUCCCUCAGUGGAUUUUUAACUACUUCCCUAGCAGGAGUAGAGCUUAAGUCUUCAGGAGCAUGUCCAUGGCUUCGUGUCCUCUGCUUUGGAGAACAUCACUGUCUUGCACAGGGCAUCCUUGCCAAGGGAUCAAGAUGGGAAUGAAUGUAUGCUUGUACAUAACGUGGUCUUUCUCCGUGGGUGGUGUUUGUUGUGGCAUCCCUUUUUGUAAGGCACCAAGUCUAUUUUGCCCUCUUGGGAUUUUUCUGCAGCAGGAGCAAGACAGGCUGCAGUGAGGGUUGGUAGAUCAGGAGUGGGUUUGGGAUCCAGUGAAUUGAUCUGUCUCCAUCAAACCACAUCAGCUGAGAAGCUGAGAGUGGGUGGUUUCUUCUCCUGCUCUCCAAAUCCUCCCUCCUGUUUUCCUCAUGGUCCCCUAUGAUCCAUCCUGAUAAUAUUUAACUAGCCAGAGCCUUUCCUUUCUCUUACAUUCCAGCAGCAGCACUAGAGCCAGGGUUUGGGGUAGCAUUUUGCUCCUUCGCUGUUGGGUUUUUUCUUCUACUUUUUGCCUCUUAAAAGCUUCCAGUGCUUUUCUGUUUCACCUGGGCAAGAGCUACUCUUCUUCUGUACAGUAGGUGCCAAAUAUCAUCCCUCCUUUCUUUUCUCCAUCACCAGCAUUGAAGAUGAGCAGAGCCCCCAGACCAAUGGGAAUGUACAGAAUUGUUAUACUACUGAGCUGAUUUAUUGUACAGAAAACCUUGCAUGAAAUGUUGUUACUGUAUUUAAUAUAUAAUGUAUUCAAGGAAUUUUAAUAUGGAGCUCUUUAAAAAGAUCUUUAUAGAUACUCUGUGGUUAGAAGAUUGUUGCUGAUUUUUUUUUUUUAAAUCUUAUUAUACUUUGUCUUGAAGAA